UUGGUUGCAUCAAGGACAUAUACAAAGAGCAACUUGUUUUUGCUUCGCUAGCCAGUUAGCUGUAUUAUAGUUAAGGUUGAGCAAUUUUAUCGAUUCUGUGAUAUAAAUCGAUAUUUUUUUCCCUAAGAAAGUAUCGAUUUUUAAACCGCGAGUAUCGAUACAUAAGUCCCAUUCAAAUCCCCCAUGUUUACCCCCGUUCACGUUGCAGGAAGAGCGAUUUGGUCAGCCAGCCGCUAGUGUCGCUGUAGAGCAAGUUACCUGUACUAAUAACUUUAUACAGACGCCGACGUCUACGUCUUCCUGUUUACGCAGUCAGAGCGAGGAGAUUCAAGAAAAUGGCGGCGAAUAUAAAUCCAGCACCUUCAUGCUUAAAAGCAGAUGUGUGGGAGCACUUUGGAUUUAAAAAGAAGAAAGAAAGCGACGAUUUAGACAAAAGCAUCACGGUUUGCAAGCUGUGUGACACGAACGUGAAAUACUCUGGAAAUACCACCAACCUACGAGCCCACCUAAAACGUCACCACCCGAACAAGGUAAUGCUAACGGAGGACCCCAAGAAGCUGCGGCCGCGUGACCCAAAACAAACCACGCUGGACAUCGAUGGUGGUUGUUCCCACAAGUUUCCAUCUGCUUCGCCAAGGUCACAGAAAAUCACAGAGUCUAUCGCCUACUUUAUUUGUCAGGAUUUGAGACCGUAUUAGGUGGUGGAAAACGCCGGCUUUAGGCGCAUGGUGAAUGCGAUGGAGCCCCGCUAUCCUAUUCCAACCCGCGAACACCUCACCAAGGUUUGUAUUCCCAGGCUGUACGCUCAGACAAGGGCACACGUCAAAGCCUCCCUGGCCAGCGCAGAGAGAGUUGCCCUGACGUGCAACGGCUGGACCUCGCGCACAACUGAAGCAUAUGUCACCAUCACGGCUCACUUUAUCAACAAGGAAUGGGAGCUUGUUACGCAUGUUUUUACAAACCAGGGACAUGCCCGAGAGUCACACCGGACACAACCUGGCAGAACAUCUCAAAACGGCCCUCGCUGAGCGGGGAAUCACAGAAAAGGAUCCAGUAAUCGUCACUGACAAUGCGUCAAAUAUGACAAUCGCAGCUGAGAAGGCAGCAUUCACACUUCAUGUCAAAUGCUAUGCUCACACACUAAAUCUAGCUGCUGACGGAUGUGGUUACCAGGUUAGUGUGUGGAUACUUUUCAAUAGUAUAUUUUGUUUUUUAUUAUUAAUUUGUUUUGCCAUUUAUGUAAAGCAGCAUUCUGUGCAUCCAUGCUGUGAAGUGCGCUAUAGGUCUAUAAAUAAAGUAUAUUUUUCUUUUAUUUAACUACAGGUGGAAUAGUGCACAUGACAUGUUAGAAAGAUUCCUAGAGCAACAACCGGCCAUCUGCGCAGCCCUGCUCUCCAGUGAAGUCAGGAAGACCGAGAAGGAUCUGUGCACACUGACUGAGUCAGACGUGACAACAGCGGAAGAAGUAGUCAGCGCGCUGAAGCCAAUGAAGGAGGCUACACAGUACAUGUCCAAGGAGAAGACCCCCACACUGUCAGUCAUCGCACCCCUCCAGGACACACUGAUCAACGGACUGAAACCGAUCGAAGGUGAAUCUGCAGUCAUAAAAGAGAUGAAGGCUGCCAUGGCUGGGGAUCUUCAGAAGAGGUACACUGACCUCAAGGCAACUCUCCAUGCAUGUUCAGCGAUGGAUCCAAGAUUCAAAAGUCUUCCCUUCCUGACUGAAAAUGAAAGAGAGGAAGUUUAUGAUGGACUGAUUGUAGAGGCUGCAAGACUGAGCAUGCAGCCAUCAGAGUCACUUUGGAGUGUGGAUGAAGAGUGGACAGCAAAUGCUUGUGCUGAUGAUGAGGGGAUGGCAUCUAAAGAAGAAGAAGAAGCUGUAGAUGAAGGAGAGCAAUUCAUGGAAGAAGAAAGCAAUCAAGGUCAGCGUCUUCCACCCAGGAAUCCAAGGCCGUCUUGUCCACUGGCUGCCCUUCUUGGUGAACGAUACGGUGGUGGUGCAGCAUGACCCAAGACAAAUACCCAAGAGGAUGAGGCCAAGGAGCAGAUGACCCGCUACAAGGAGGCAGAUCUCCUGGAAGUGAAAGAUGAUCCACUGGUCUGGUGGAAGGAGCACCAGUAUCAGUAUCCACUCUUGUCACAACUUGCUAAAAGGUACCUCUGUAUCCCUGGCACUAGCGUUUCAUCAGAAAGGGUCUUUUCCACCGCCGGAGACAUCAUCACUGCUCAGAGAAGUUCACUUCUCCCAGAGCAUGUUGAUCAGAUUCUAUUCCUGAACAAAAAUCUGAAGACAAUGUAGAUCACUUGGUCUGCAGUUAUGUGGAGAGGAGAUUUUCUGUUUACUAGUGUUCACUUAAGUCCUUAAGAUACUCUGCUAAGAUGGGUACAAUUUUAAGUUGGCUUAAAUGUUGCUCCUGUGGAUUUGAAUUAUUGGCUGCCAUGGUUUAUUUUUCUUUUCUGUGGCUAGACUGGCUACCUCACAUACUUGUAGGCCUACAGGCCUUAAACUGCUCGGCUAAGAGGGGUACGUUUUAAGUUAAAUGUUGUUCUUAGUGACUUGUAGUAGUGGAUGGUACAGAAGCCAUGGUACUAUGCUUACUUACCUGGUGGCUAGACUGGCUACAUCAUAUGUUCAGUGUCAAGCUAAAAAGCUGUCAAAGAAACUGUUCAGAACAGGCCACUUGCUGCACUUUUGAAAACUCCAUUGUUAAUUGCAAUACUGCACUUUAUUUACUUUUCAAAUGCUUGUAAGCUACAGUUUGCACUCUUUCAAUAAAUGGAAAUAAUUUUCUCAACACAUCUUUGAUUCAUUUUGUCCAGCACUUGCACAUA
Megalobrama amblycephala (Wuchang bream) is the source of this 2832-nucleotide messenger RNA. RefSeq names its product E3 SUMO-protein ligase ZBED1-like. Bases 1343 to 2008 code for a protein of 221 amino acids. The transcript is spliced from 3 exons. The record is from RefSeq and is a predicted model, not a curated record. NCBI's taxonomy places the organism in Eukaryota, Metazoa, Chordata, Actinopteri, Cypriniformes, Xenocyprididae.